CCGCUGCUGCUGGGGGGCUGCUGCUGCUGCUGCUGCUGGAUCCGAGUGACGGAGGCUUUGGGGGUGGGGGGGGCAUCAUGAACAUGUCGGUGUGGUGGGGGAGAACCGGGACGCUGCCGAUGGCCCACAAGGGGAGGACCUGCACCCAUCACCAGCUGUAGAUAAAGGAUCCUCGCGCUGCCUCCGUUUCUCUCCAUCCUCGAGCUGCGUUGCAAUGGACCAGUGUGGAUGCGCAGCGAGCCUGUGAUUUCAUGUGUUUCCUUUUUUUUGGCCUCCGUGCAUCCGUGCAUCAUGGUAGACUGCAGAGCCACAGCGAGCCGGCCCUGAUGCCCAGCGCCGCCGGGAUGCGAUGCAACACGGCUGGGAUGCAGAGCCACCAUCGUCGCCUCCUCCUCCUUCUCCAGCUGCUCGGAUGCUCAGCAGUGGUUUGAGCAUCACCUGCUUCUGUUGUUUUUUUCAUGCGUUUUGAUUGAUUGUUUUGGCCAGCCUGAGAAAGAGAGAGAGAGAGAGAUAGAGAGAGUAGCCUAGACGUCAAGACCACCUAGACCAUCUAGACCACCAUCUAGACCACCACCAACAAAAAAUAACAAUAAUCAGACACAGCUCUCAAAUGAUGGACGAGGAGACGAUGACCAAAAGCGAGGAGCAUCAGCAGCAUCAGCAUCAGCAUCAGCAGCAUCAUCUGAAUUUGCAGAAAGCCCUGCAGCAGUGCGAGCUCGUGCAGAACAUGAUUGACAUCAGCAUCUCCAGCCUGGAGGGUCUGAGGACCAAAUGUGCCACAUCCAACGACUUGACACAGAAGGAGAUCCGGACUCUGGAGGGAAAGCUGGUGAAGUACUUCAGCCGGCAGCUCUCCUAUAAGAAUAAAGUGCCCUUACAGGAGCGGAACGUGGAGCUGGACGGGUUCCCUCGCCUCACACACUGGUUCCGUAUCGUCAACAUGAGGAAGGAGGUGACUGAGGAGAUCUCUCCGGGUGAGCUGACUCUGGAGGCUCUGUUGGAGAUGGGGGAUGAGGGGGUGUCUGAGACGCUGCAGAAGUUUGGGGCGAGUGAGGAGGAGUGUGCUCGUCUGAACGCCUCCCUCACCUGCCUACGCUCCGCCCACCAAUCAGAACAACUGGAGGACGACAAAUUACACAGCAACGGAGGAACCAGCAGUAACCAGUCUAAACAGGACUGGUCUAUCCAGUGGCCUACGUCUGAGUCGGGUAAAGAGAACACGCCGGUGGGCACGCCGGAGCCGGGACAGUGGGUCCGACUGCAGCUUGCGCAAAGCCCGAAACUGCCGUCGUCCCGCUACAGCCAGCACCUGUGCCACAGCCCGCAGGCCCUGGCCCCGCCCUUCUACGCCCUCCACCCGCACCCCCAGGCCGACCGGCUCACCGUGGACUCCCACUCGGGCCUGCUGCCCUCCAUCCUCGACAUGGGCCACCGGUCCCUCCCGCCGUCCCCCCGGCAGAGGCACUUCCCCCACACGCCUCCACGGACUCCCCUAGUGGUGAACACCAUGACCCCUCCGGGCACGCCCCCCGUCCGGCGCCGGAACAAGCUGAAAGCCCCCGGUACGCCUCCGCCCUCCACCCGCAAACUCAUCCACCUGCUGCCCGGCUUCACCGCCCUGCACCGCAGCAAAUCACACGAGUUCCAGCUGGGGAACCGGGUGGACGACGCUCAGACGCCCAGAGCCAAAAAGAAGGCCAAGCCCCUGAACCUCAAGAUCCACAGCAGUGUGGCAGGAAGCUGCGAGAACCUGCCGACUCAGCGCUCUCCUCUACACUCGGAUCACUCGCUCCGCUCCUUCUUCUUCCCCAGCCUGGUGCCCUCCACGCCCCCGGUGCAUGCCACUGAGGUGCCCACCGCCAACACACUGUCAGUUCCUCGCUGGUCCCCGCAGAUCCCUCGCCGAGACUUGGGCAACUCCAUUAAACACAGAUUUUCCACCAAGUACUGGAUGUCGCAGACCUGUAUAGUCUGUGGGAAAGGAAUGUUAUUCGGCCUGAAGUGCAAAACCUGCAAGUUGAAGUGCCACAAUAAAUGUACCAAAGAAGCACCUCCUUGCCAUUUGCUGAUCUACCAUCGAGGAGGUAGAGAAACAUCAUUUAAAGAACAAGUAACGACUCAAGCUCGUCAGCUUGUCAGGACCGAGUCGGUACCGUGUGACAUAAACAACCCGCUCAGGUACACGGACCUGCACAUCAGCCAGACUCUGCCCAAGACCAACAAAAUCAACAAGGACCACAUCCCUGUGCCGUAUCAGCCUGACUCCAGCAGUAACCCCUCCUCCACCACCUCCUCCACCCCGUCAUCCCCUGCUCCUCCCCUCCCCCCCAGCGCGACUCCUCCAUCACCGCUCCACCCGUCGCCUCAGAGCAUCCGGCAACCCAAACAGCCCAACCUAACAGCAUCUCAUUACUACAAAUACAAGCAGCAGUUCAUCUUCCCUGAUGUUACCCCAGAAGUCCCCAGUCGAGCUCCUCAGGUUAUCCUACAUCCUGUGCUGUCAGAGCCUGGUAACAAAGGCAACCCUCUUCUCCAGAUCGAAGUGGAACCUACUUCAGAUAACGAGGAGGGGAAUGAUGAAGCAGGGGAUUCUGCAGACGAGUUCGAGGAGAUGAAUCUUUCGCUGCUGUCGGCGAGGAACUUCCCCCGUAAGGCCAGUCAGACCAGCAUCUUCCUGCAGGAGUGGGACAUCCCCUUCGAGCAGCUGGAGAUCGGGGAGCUGAUAGGGAAGGGGCGGUUCGGGCAGGUGUAUCACGGCCGCUGGCACGGGGAGGUGGCCAUCCGCCUCAUCGACAUCGAGCGCGACAACGAGGACCAGCUGAAGGCCUUCAAACGCGAGGUGAUGGCGUACAGGAACACCCGGCACGAGAACGUGGUGCUGUUCAUGGGGGUCUGCAUGAGCCCCCCGCACCUGGCCAUCAUCACCAGUCUGUGUAAAGGGAGGACGCUUUACACUGUCAUACGAGACGCUAAAGUCAUCCUGGACGUCAACAAGACCAGACAGAUAGCGCAGGAGAUGGUUAAGGGCAUGGGUUACCUGCAUGCCAAAGGCAUCCUUCACAAGGACAUGAAAUCCAAGAACGUCUUCUACGACAACGGCAAAGUGGUCAUCACUGACUUCGGACUCUUCACCAUAUCCGGCGUCCUCCAGGCGGGCAGUAGGAGGGAGGAUAAGUUGCGGAUUCCCAGUGGUUGGUUGUGUCACCUCGCCCCGGAGAUUAUCCGUCAGCUCUCUCCAGAGACGGCGGAGGACCAGCUCCCCUUCUCCAAACAGUCUGACGUCUUCGCCUUCGGCACUAUCUGGUACGAGCUGCAUGCACGGGAGUGGCCGUUUAAGAACCAGCCGCCGGAGGUGAUCAUAUGGCAGGUGGGCAGCGGCAUGAAACCCAACCUCACCCAGAUCGGCAUGGGCAAGGAGAUAUCGGACAUCCUGCUGUUCUGCUGGGCGCACGAGCAGGAGGAAAGACCCAGCUUCUCCAAACUGGUGGAGCUGCUGGAGAAGCUCCCCAAACGCAACCGCCGCCUCUCUCACCCCGGACACUUCUGGAAAUCAGCUGAGUAUGUUAAAUGAGCCGUGCUCUCAUAAAAACCCAACCGACCCAAAACCCUGUUCACAGUGUAAAGAGAUGCUCUGAAGUGCUGGAGGUGAGAUCUCCCUUAAAUAGGAAGCCGUUCUGAUGCACUGCGGUGCUCUAAUCAGCGUCUGGUCAGAACUCUAAUCAGCAAAAAACUGACCAAUUAAAACCUGCCUAAACUGAGUUGCUGUUGGUUACCGGAGUGUACGAAUUUUACUACAAGAAAAAACGUAUAUAAAUUACGUAGUUACGUUUCCGAACACAACGAUUAGCUAUUAGCUAUUAGCUUUAGCGCACCCAGAGCUCCUCAUGUCCUUCUGUUAUUUCUCUUCGUUCAAUCAUGUACGGAAGAUCUUCGUUCUUUUCUUUUCUUUUUUUUUCUCUUCUUCUCUGUUUUUCUGUUUUCCGUCGGAUCUGUUUCUGUUACACCAGUUUUUACGGAUUUCUUUGUGAUUAAUUUCUGAAUGUUAUCUUUUGAGGAAAUUCUUAUUCUUCUUAUUUUCUUUCUUCCUUCUUUUUUUUCAAUCAUAUGUCAUUCUGUAUCGACUGCAUACUUUUGAUGCGUUUUUAUGAACAAAUGCAAAUUGUUUUUAAAUCUGUGUUCUUAGUUUCGUGUCUGUACUCUGUUGAUUUGUUUUCUUUUUUUUUUUACGGAGUGAAUGUAUUUAUUUUACGGAUCUGAGAAAUGUACUACUGUUCGAAGUUCCUUUGUCUUGAUUGUUGAUUCUGUUGGGUAUAUUUUUCAGUCUGGUCACUGUCUUUUCUUUAUUUUACGAAUUUACAGAGUUGAACAUGUGUUGUCGACGUUUGUGUGGUUUAAUUCCGUUUUUUUUUUUUUUCUUCGUCUGUAGAUUUCCGUAAAAUCUAGAUUGUCUAGAUGAGAAUGUGAACCAUUCCUUGACUAUCCUUAUUUCAGAGUACGAAGCCGAUAUUUCAAUAUAUUUUGAGAAUCCGUUAUUUCUUAGAGAUUUCUCGUACGAGAUUGACCUAAUUUGUUUUACGGAAACGAAUUGCGAAUUGAGCUUAUAAGUACAGUCAAAAACAGCGGCAACUUACUCUCCGUUUUUUUCCCUCUUUUUUUGCUCUUUUUGACGUUUACCAGACUCGUAAACUACGUAUCUACUAUACGCAGUUACUGACACUUGAAUUGUAUCAUACCGAACUGUGACGAAACUGGAGAUUAAAUGCUGUUUCUGAGCCCGCGAGGAGAGCGAGUGCUACGUCUAAUCAAGACUUACGAAUUGUGUUGGUUUUUUUUUUUGUUUUCCUACGACGUUGGAUACGCACGAAUGUUUUCAGCAUAUUUUAAAGCAUACGAUGUUUGUACAUUAUUAUUAUUAUUACUAUUAUUACUAUUAUUGUUACUAUUAUAAUUAUUAUAGGCUGCACAUACCUGCACUAGCGAAGCAUUACCAUGGCUGGUAGUCCACUUCUUCACUUCUUCAUUUGUAAAAUACUGAAAUGCCGAUGACUGUUGCAUGCGAGUGUCGAUGAUAACGGAAAAUGCAAAAGGAAAACGUUUCAUAUUUUUCGUCGUUUUUUUUUAACGUUGCGUUGCGAACCCGUUGAGAAGGUGACGUAAGCUGCGUACGUAUGGCUUUAAAAAUGAACCGCUGUGAAUCGCCGCUUUAGCCGCCAUCGCAGUGCCAUAAAAAACACACACAAAAGGCUACACAAACACACCUACACACACCUACACACUGGCUGUAGACAAUCUACCCACUCUUACAGCCGUUCCUAACAGCUCAUAUCCACCAGUUCCACCAGUGUCCAGACCGCUUCUAGAUCUACUGCUGCUGUUUUUUGAAGUAUUCGAGUCUAUUUUUGGGAUCAUGAGAAUUCUGAUAUUUCGUGGAUCAUUUAUAUUUGUACAGCUCACACCUUUAACAAUUGCAUGAGAGGACCUACCUGUAACAGAACCUGUUCUGGGAAAAAAAUAGACCGACCCUCAGAACCAUCUCACAUCAAGUGUGUAGUUUCUAGUGUUUCAGCUGAAUAUGAUCAUAAACAGAUAAUUUAUAUUAUAUUUUACACCUCACCCAAAAUAACAUCAUCAGGCCGCUUUAAAAUAUGUUCCAUUACACUACAGUAGAAUAUGUGUUAGACUAUGAUUGUGAUAUACUCAUACUGUAAACUCCAUAUAUACAGUGGACCACAAUGUGCUGAAGUCAGGCGUCAUUCUGCAUUAGUUCCUGCUUAUGCCCAUAUUUGGCAUUCUGGGUCUGAGCUCGAUUUAAAAUGGUAGAAAUGGAUGAAUGGGGUUUUCGGAAAAUCGUUUUUUUCAUCACAUCCUGUGGUAAAUACAUAUAAUCAGAACUUAAAUUGCUUUAAAAGUACUAUUUUACCAGUCUCAAAUACCAAUAAAACAAUUUAUUAACAGAGUUAAUAAACAGAGACUUACAGGAGUAGUCAGAGACAGGCAGGGUCAGUAUCAAAUGGGUAACAAUAAAAAACAACAUGCCAGAGUGAACAGAAAACAUGGACAUACAUGUGGAAACCAAACAAACAAAAAAGGAAUAGUGAAAAAACAUCAAAAGGAGUCGGUAACACAAGCAAACGAACAAAAGAAACGUUUAGGACAAGAGCUAGAGAACUAGAUUCAAUACCCGACUAGGAAAAAACAGAAACAUGGGGGUAUUUAUACAAGACCGACCAGGUGAGUGCAAUCAGUAGCUCGGCGAGCGUGAAUUCCUUUGCAUCACAUGAUCAGUAGAGUUAGGGAAGUCCAGUGAGUGUGCAUGCUGGGAGUUGGAGUCUUUGUUGUAAUGUUCAAAGUUACAAAGUCUUUUAAAAGUCAAAAUAUACAGUUAUUUCAAUAUGUAAGCUUAUGAUAUUGUGAAUUGAAUUAUAUCCAUCCAACAUUUUACACAUUAAUAUAGCAUUGCACAACUCUAAUUCUAUUUUUAUGUAAAGUGUAUAAAGGGAAUCGUGGGUCAAAGUCAUAUCAAGUAAAAACUGAAGCCACACCCCCUCUGUGCCCUGCCCAAAGAGACUAAACAAUGGUUUCCCACACUGCAUCGCACUGCACAUGCAAUGUAGUAGAGUGCAGAUUAAAAAGCGACCAUCCAAAUUCCAAUUUCUUCACCAAAAUAUUAAAAGUCAUCCACUAAUAUGUUGAUAUACUAACCACUGUAGAUCAUUUUUGAAAUUUUGAUUUGGAUAAACAAUAGCUACAAUUCUAACAGACACAAAGGCAGUUACAUCAACAGGGUUGAAUAAGGUUAGUCGCAAUGCCAACAGCAGGGCUUGGGAGAGUGCUUGGCAGAAUUGGAGCUGUGAUGCUAACGGACCCAACAGCCUUGCUUAGCAGUAUGAAAGAAGAUGGCCACAGAAGCCAGACUCUGCUCCUCAGUUGGAGGGGCAGUGCUACCAGGGACAACAGCCAGAAUCUGCUGGGUUGGAGCGUGUUUGCUGAAAUGCUUACUGGCUCGGCUGUUUUGAAGUGGGUUAGACACAAUGCUAACAGCUAGGCCCAGCAGAGUUUGUUCAGUUUAGGUGUGAUGCCAAUAGCUAGACUCGCUUGGGUUUGAGACGUGAUGCUAACAGACACAGCAGCUGGGCUUAGAAGGUUGGAGCUAGUUAGCAGUGAUGCUAAUAGCCAGUAUUACUAGGGUUGGGGAUGUGAUGCUAACAGACCCAACAGCCUUGCUUAUGGAAGCAGUAUGGAAGUGGAUAGCCACAAUGCUAAUAGUUGGACUUGAAGUAAAUUGAAGAAGCAAUGCUACCAGAGUAGAGUUGGAGACGUGAUGCUCACAGACACAGCAGCUGGUCUUAGAAGGUUGGAGCUAGUUAGCAGUGAUGCUAAUAGGCAGCUUCGGCAGAGCUGUUGCUGUGAUGCUAACAUGUUCUGAACAUAAUAAUACCACAGAAUGUGAUAAAAAAAAAUUGAAAAAAACAUUUUUGCCAUUAAAAAUCAUGCUUAUUCCCAGAGUGCCAAAUAUGGGCGUAACAAUAUGGGGCCGACUACAAAAUGACGGUAGAUUUCAGAGAUUUUUUCCUUUGGAUUUUAGUAAAAUUCUGAAUAGGAAAACUGGGAGAAACUUCAGGAAAAGUUUGAUAUCUAACAACCAUCUCCAUCAGUUGCAUCAGUGCCACCGAUCCGGGUUAUAAAAAUAAUCCGUAGCUGUAAAUGAAUUAAUUUCCCCUCAUUUUAUCGAGCCUCAUUUUGGGUGUACGUCAAAUCCGUCCCAUGAUGAAUGUAUGAAUUGUGCCGAGUGUGUCUUUUAUUAUUUCUCUCUUUUUAUUCUCUCUUUUUCUUUCUUUUACGUUGUUGUUUGGACUUUAAUUCUGAAUUAUUUAUCUCCAUGCUUUUGUUCCGUUGAGGAUUUGAUUUAUUUAUUAAUUUGAUUUGGAAUUGUGUGCACAUUACUGCCAGUUUUUGUUGGAUUUUCUUCACGAUUGUGUUUCUGUACUGUAGGUUGUAGGUGUUUAAAUGCUUGUAUUUACAGAUGCCUUAUGGUGCACAGCUUAGUGACUGCUAGACUCAUCACGAGCUCUUUCUUUGCACUUCAUCCUUUACGAAAUACGACAAUAAAAAUGUUCAUUUUGGAAUUUUA
Messenger RNA from Astyanax mexicanus (Mexican tetra), 8131 nucleotides. It is a transcript of the gene ksr2, whose product is annotated as kinase suppressor of ras 2. The record is from RefSeq and is a predicted model, not a curated record. The coding region runs from base 611 to 3571 and encodes 986 amino acids. NCBI's taxonomy places the organism in Eukaryota, Metazoa, Chordata, Actinopteri, Characiformes, Acestrorhamphidae. Gene Ontology annotation, biological process: protein phosphorylation. Gene Ontology annotation, molecular function: protein kinase activity; ATP binding. The transcript has 21 exons.